CUUUGGAUUCAAACAUCGUCCAAAGCCUUGAGAAAAAAAUAGAAAGAGGUUAUUGGUGUUUUCGGUAAUGACAUUGCCUAAUGAAGAACUCACAUUUCACGUUCAAACGCUUCAUUUUCAUUUUCCAGGAUCAAGAACCGUCACAAUUCCACACAACCAACAAGAACGAUGAACAAUUGGAGAUAGGAUCAGUCAACCGUUCCUCCAAUUUCAUUCCAAACCUCAUUUGUUAAUAAUUUGAGCCUCCCAUACUGUGUGGCAAUUACGAACCCUAGAAUACAAUUCCCUUUCUCUUUCAGAUAUUUGUCUUCUAUCCUUUCCAUUUCCGUUCAUUGUUAUGUCAUUAACGAAAGGAUACAUAAUAACAUUGCUUUCUUAGCUAUUGGCGCUGUUUCCUUUCAUUUUUUCAGCUUCACGUCAUAAUCUUGAAUUUUCUUUUCCCUGCUACUCCAUCAAUUAAUCAAUUUUUAGUGCAUACUGAGGAUCAAAUCCCAGGACAGCAAGGAAUCCCAUUUUUUUGUCUUUUUCCUUAAUCAUUAAUUUGAGUCUGGGGAAAGAGUUAAAUUAAUCGUGAGAGAGAAUUUUUUAACAGUUUAGUUUCUCCGGCCUGCUCCUGGGUGUUCCGCAUAAUGUGCAUAUCAACGGAUGAGUUUUAUGGGUUAAGAAUCAGGGUCUGUUUGAGAUGUGUCAAGGUUUGAAAGGGGCAAAGGAAUUUGCUAAUGGCUGCUAAUCAGGAUUGAUAGUAUUACCUACGAGGGAAAGAUGUUUGUGUUGGUUAUUGUGGUAUAUGCAUGAUACAUCAACCAGGGGAGGAUGUUUUGUUGGUGUGUAACAUUAAAGCUAGUCGGUAGAGUUUGCCUGAUUUAAUGCCACCCUCUGUGAAGGUCAAGUCGGAGGCUACGUUGGAGACUGUACAGGAGAUUGCCGUCUAUCUUCAUAGGUUUCACAACCUUGACCUUUUUAAGCAAGGAUGGUAUCAGAUUAAGAUUACCGUGAGAUGGGAGGACAGUGAAAACGUAUGCUUCGGUAUUCCAGCAAGUAUUGUUCAAUAUGAAGUUCCUCCUGAUCUGGAUCCUAGCAGCAUAUAUGGCGUAUGGAGGAUUGAUGACACAGAUAACAGUUUCUCAACACAGUCUUUUCGAAUAAAAUAUGCUAGGCAGGAUGUUCAUUUGGAUUUGAUGAUUGUGUUCAACUUACGUCGUAAUAAUUUGGUGGAUUUAGCUACAACUGCUGUUAUUUUAAAAUUUGAGCUUAUAUACGCUCCCAUGACUGAGCAUGGUGUCGAAUUGGACCUCCCUCUGGAUGCUUCCUCUGCUGCUAUCCAUGAAUUCCGAAUACCUCCUAAAGCUCUUGUAGGAUUGCAUUCGUAUUGUCCUGUCCAUUUUGACGCUUUACAUGCAGUGCUUGUCGACGUAAGUGUACAUGCCAGUAUACUAAAAGUUGCCUCUCAUUCAUUUGCAUCAAAGCUACCCAGCAAUUCUGCCAACACUGAAGUCAUUGCUGACCAAAGCAGCGACACCUCGAACAAAGGCUCUGCCGUGCUUGUUAAAGUAUUAUCAGCUUCCCGUGAUAUAUUGCUUGAAGAACUACAAAAAAUUGGCAGAGCAAUUAAUGAAGCUUUAGAUUUUUCAGAGUUUGUAUCAAUAGUGAGUAAUAUGAAGCAAGAGAAUCAAUUAGCAAAUGAAGUUAUCGGACAAGGCAAGCCACAUAAUGGUCGUAAGUUUCUUUGUCCUAUUGUCCAGGGAGGAAAUGAAGAUCUAGAUUUUCAGGAUGUUGAAAAGUUUUGUUCACUGUCCCAGAAUGAGCUGAUGGACUGUUUUCAUUCAUUGGGAGAUCAAUUGUCCUAUUUAUGGAAAACAUUUUUAAAGUUCCACAGGGAUAACAAAACAAAGAUAAUGGGAGUUUUACAUGAGACAUGGAUUAGGGAGCGGAAAACUGAAUGGUCAAUAUGGAUGUUAUAUUCUAAGGUAGAAAUGCCUCAUCAGUAUACAAACAGUAAGGGUGAUGAGACCUCCCAGCGUACCGCCAAACGAGCGGUCAGUUUGUGGAAGUUACCUGAUGAUCCUAUUCAGAUUGCAGCCACGCGUGCAGAACUUCAUCGAAAGAGCAUUGAACAAAUGCGGAUUAACAACCGCUCAAUUCAAGACAUGCAGAUAUUUGGAGAUCCUUUGCGUACACCAAUUGUGAUUGUUGAACAUGUGUUGAAUGUACCACGGCGUUUUCCAAGUGAAAAUUCAUUACUGAGACAUAUUGGGCAUAUAGAUUCUGAUGGCUUCCCACUUAGCCUCAACUAUGACAGUAUAGCCAAGAAAUUUGCACAACCAAGUAAUGAUCGUGUGUUGAAGAUUGUUGUCUUUGUGCAUGGGUUUCAGGGGCAUCAUCUAGAUUUACGACUUGUCCGGAAUCAGUGGCUUUUGAUAGAUCCCAAAGUAGAAUUUCUGAUGUCAGAGGCUAAUGAAGAUAAGACAUUUGGAGACUUUAGAGAGAUGGGAAAUAGGCUAGCUAAGGAAGUUAUUUUAUUUCUUAAAAUAAAAAUGGACAAAGCAUCAAGAUUUGGGAGUUUGGCAGAUAUUAGGCUAAGUUUUGUUGGACAUUCUAUUGGUAAUCUCAUUAUAAGAUCAGCGCUAGCAGAUAGCAUUAUGGAGCCAUUUCUAAGUCACCUACAUACAUAUGUUUCAGUAUCUGGUCCACACUUGGGGUAUCUUUAUAGUUCAAACUCAUUGUUUAAUUCUGGGUUGUGGUUUUUGAAGAAGCUAAAAGGCACACAGUGCAUUCAUCAACUCACUUUCACGGAUGAUCCUGAUAUCCAAAAUACAUUUCUCUAUAAACUGUGUCAGCAGAAAACCUUGGAACAUUUUAGGAAUAUUAUUCUGCUAUCUUCCCCCCAGGAUGGUUAUGUGCCUUACCAUUCUGCUAGAAUUGAGUCAUGCCAAGCUGCUUCAAGAGACACUUCAAAGAAGAGUAAACUGUUCAUGGAGAUGUUGAAUGCUUGCAUGGACCAAAUCCGUGCCAACUCCACACUACACCGAGUCUUCAUGCGUUGUGAUGUGAACUUUGAUCCAUCUACACAAGGCAAGAAUCUGGACUCUAUAAUCGGUAGAGCUGCGCAUAUUGAGUUUCUGGAUUCUGACAUUUUUGCAAAGUUCAUAAUGUGGUCAUUCCCAGAUCUUUUUCGAUAGCAGUUUGCCACUCACUUAUAAAGCUUUCAGGCAUAA
Molecule: messenger RNA, 3215 nt
Organism: Vigna unguiculata (cowpea)
Lineage: Eukaryota; Viridiplantae; Streptophyta; Magnoliopsida; Fabales; Fabaceae
Biological process (GO): lipid metabolic process
Source: RefSeq, a predicted model, not a curated record